AUGCAUGAGUCUUCAAGGUUGUACAAAGAAAAAGUGAAGGCCUAUCAUGACAAGAAGCUGCUCAUGAAGGACUUUAGGCCAGGACAACGAGUGUUGUUGUUCAAUUCAAGAUUGAAGUUGUUUCCAGGAAAGCUAAAGUCUAAAUGGUCUGGACCUUUCACCAUUAAAGAAGUCAAACCAUAUGGAGCAGUAGAAUUAUUCGACUCUCAUUCAGAAACUCCAGACAAAACAUGGAUAGUAAAUGGUCAGAGGUUGAAGCUGUACCAUGGUGGGAACAUUGAGAGGCUGGCCAUCAUUAUGCAAUUACAAGACCCUUGA
This is a messenger RNA of Glycine soja, 318 nucleotides long. RefSeq lists its product as uncharacterized. Bases 1 to 318 code for a protein of 105 amino acids. The record is from RefSeq and is a predicted model, not a curated record. Lineage: Eukaryota; Viridiplantae; Streptophyta; Magnoliopsida; Fabales; Fabaceae. The transcript has a single exon.